Messenger RNA from Eriocheir sinensis (Chinese mitten crab), 7792 nucleotides. Its product is annotated as E3 ubiquitin-protein ligase RNF14-like. The transcript has 7 exons. Gene Ontology annotation, biological process: ubiquitin-dependent protein catabolic process; protein polyubiquitination; positive regulation of proteasomal ubiquitin-dependent protein catabolic process. Bases 159 to 1694 code for a protein of 511 amino acids. Gene Ontology annotation, cellular component: ubiquitin ligase complex; cytoplasm. NCBI's taxonomy places the organism in Eukaryota, Metazoa, Arthropoda, Malacostraca, Decapoda, Varunidae. Gene Ontology annotation, molecular function: zinc ion binding; ubiquitin protein ligase activity; ubiquitin conjugating enzyme binding. The record is from RefSeq and is a predicted model, not a curated record.
CAGCUGAAUAAGAGUACUGGACAACGUUGUGAAAAAAUAAAAAAAAAACGUUGUAGCUCCCCGGGGCGAGACGAGCCAGCUGAUCGAGGAGGUGGCAGACAUAAACAAGCUGUGUGCAUGAGGCUGCAUGACCUGCCCUCCACCCGCGGAACUGGAACAUGUCCCUUGAUGCUGAAGCUCAGGAGGAUGAGCUCCUUGCCCUGGCCAGCAUUUAUGAGGAGAGCUUCACAGCCAGCCAGGUGGAGGUGGAGGGGGCGGAGGCUGGAGGUGGAGACCGGGCCCAGGGGGGAGUCCUCGCCAUCCAUCUAGACCUGCCCCCAGACUUCACCCUCCUCUCUAGGCUCACCAAAGACACAGGUGAGGUGGAGGAAGAGAGGUACCUAGUGGAGUACCUUCCCCCCAUCCACCUCCACUUCACCUUCCCAGCCACCUACCCAUCCCAGCACCCACCUUGCUUCACGCUCUCCUGCAAGUGGCUCAACAGAGCGCAGCUGACCAAGCUGUGCCAGAAGCUGGAUUCCUUGUGGGAGGAGAACGAGGGCUCAGUGAUCACCUUCACCUGGGCUCAGUUCCUGAAGGAGGAGGCCAUGGACUACUUAGACCUCACUGACACACUAGACUUGGACUCUAUGAAGCCAAGUCGUGUGUUUCCCAGCACACCAAACACCUGUGGCCUUGUGACGGACGUGAGCCAAGAGCAUUGUGGUGCUGCGUGUGACCCCAGUGGCGAGAAUUGUGAUAUUAGUGAUAGUCGUACUAGCAAUAGUGACGGUGCUACAGCGGGCAUGAGUGUAGUGGUUAACGGACAGAGUGGCUAUGACAGCAGGGCAGUGCAGGACAUUGGACCCAAAACAAAAGUGCUGCACCUUCUGAAGGAAUACAAUGAGGACACGCGAAGGAAAGUGUUCAAGUCAAAGAUGUUUAAGUGCAAGGUGUGUUUCCUGGACAAGCUGGGAGCCAACUGCCUCGAGUUCUGGCCCUGCAGGCACGUGUACUGCAAGGACUGCAUGGCCUCUUUCUUCUCGGUCCAGAUCAGCGAAGGCAACAUCAAAUUCCUCAGGUGCCCGGAGGAAAAGUGUGAUUCCGAAGCCAACCCAAAACAAGUUCAGGAGGUUGUUUCAGCAGACCUGUACAAUCGCUGGGAUGAAAUGCUGCUCAAUUCAACCCUGUCAUCCCUGGGAGACAUUCAGCCGUGUCCUCGCAUCCACUGCCAGUACCCAGUCACCAUCGAGGAGGGGCAGGGCCAGUGUCCUUCAUGCAAGUUUGUCUUCUGUGGACUCUGCCGUUUUGGUUGGCACGGUGUUGACCUUUGCCGCCUGAAGCACAGUGAGUCCAAGAAAAUCAUGGAAAUCUACAUCAAUGGCACUGAAGACGAAAAGAAGGUUCUCGAGGACAAGUACGGCAAGAAAUACCUGUGCACUCUGAGGGACGAAUUCCUUACACUUAACUACUUGGAAGAGAAUUCAAAGAGGUGUCCCAAAUGCCUUAUUAAGAUAGAGAAAAUGGACGGCUGCAACAAGAUGACCUGCCAGCACUGCAGCAUCUACUUCUGCUGGCUGUGUAAGAUGAUCCUGAACCCCGGCAACCCUUACAACCAUUUCAAUGACCGCAACUCUCCGUGCUUCAACCAGCUCUUCUUCGGCGUGGACCUGGAUGAUGAGCCAGACAUGUCAGACGAGGAAGACUGGUUUUGAGGUGCUGUAAACAAGGAGAGAGAGAUGGCUAUACUCUGUUCAUGUUAGUGUCAAAUAUUAUCCCUCCCUAUCCAUGCCACCCCAGUAAUUAAUACAUUUGUUGACAGCUAGAAAAGACAUUGGCGUUAAAAAAAUGUAGCCUGCCCCCACAAGCCCAGUGAUUAUAAACAGCAAAAGAUAUUGGUGUCAAGAAAAUGUACUCCGCCCCCACAAGCCCAGUGAUUAAAAACAGCAAAAGUAAGCCCUUCCCAUACCAGGCGAAUAAUUAAUACAUUGGUUGACAGCAAAAAAAGAUAUUGGUGUCUUAAAAAAAAUGUACUUCCUCCACACAAGCCCAGUGAUUAAAACAACAAAGUUAAGACUUGCCCAUAUCAUCCCAGUGACUGUUACAUUCAUCGACAACUAACACAGGUAUUCAUGUUGUCCUAAAUAAGUAUGCUGACGAAAGACAACAAAAUUAAGCCAUGCCCAUGCUAACCCAACUGCCACCAAUUAGAUUUAACCUCUUCUAAUCACCACCAAUCACAGCCUGAGUGGGUGAGGGGAUUGUGACGCAUGUGGAUUGGCCAGUGAUAUAAACCUGAUGGACAAAAAAGGGGAGGAGAAUAUUUGUUAAGUUAAUGCGAACAGAGGAUAGACUUAUACAUAUGCAGGACACUACCUAUAACAUGGUGAUAUUCAGGUUAUUUCUUGCCAUAUUGUAUUAUUUAUUGUUCUUUCUUCAUGCAUGACACUUUGGUAUUGUGCUAAGAAGUAUAUGCUCUAAAAUGUGUACUUUUAAUGAAGGUAAAAAAAAAGAAACUAGUUACAUGCUUAACCCUUUCUUUGCGCGUGGUGUGGGACGCGACUAACCCUUCAGGCGCGGUCGGGCAGCCCAAUGGGGGGUCUCUUUUAACCUCUGUAUCUCAAAAACUAUUCAUCACAGCUAAAAAACAAAUACACCAUUGGAAAGAGGAGGCCCAGAUCUAUAGGAAUCGGUUAUGUAUGCCUCUCCUGCGAACGUACAUGCACGUUCAGGGAGUGAUGAAUGUGAACACUUAUGUCAAUACGUGUGGGAUGACCAGCCAUAUUGAGGGAACUGUGGACAUCUCUCCUUGAGGCUCUGGCAAGGUAGUAUUGCCAAAUAUUUACAACUAUUUGGUCAAAGAAUCAGUCAGGUGAUAGGUAAAGCUAUGCAAAAAUGCCGCUCUAUUGGACAAGAACAUCCAUCAGUUACUCGUCCGUAGAUUUUCCGCACUGGGCUGAUAUGAUUUUCCACCAAAUUUAGUGGAGAACCCACUCAGUUGGCAAUCCUGUGUUGUGAGAAAUAUUGUUGGAACACUCGUACGCGGGAGAUUUGUGCGGCUGGAGCUUGCAGCGAGCGUUUAGCACCACCAGCAAAUACGCCUAACGCUCACUGCGAGCAUUUACCAAUGAAAGGGUUAAGACUGAAUAUUUAGAACUUAUUCAGGAAAGGAAUCAUCUUGUUCCAUAAGUUUGUGAUGAACUUUCAAUAAUUUUCAAUGAAGACAAGAAAAUUUCAGUUCUAGUUGCAUGUAUCAUGUUCUAUGUAUCAGUUCUCAAGAAAACUUUUAUGACAUUUGUAUUGAUGAAGAGAAAUUAAAGUAUAAUUUUAUGAAGUAUAAUAAGAUAGUCAAUUGGAUGCCACCACUCGAUAAUCAAAACUUACUCAAGAAAGAAGUCGUUACCUCAGGUCGUACGUUUGUCUGUGAUGAACUCUGGAUGUUACUGAUGAGGACAAGAAUGUUCAGAUAUUUUUUUGUUAUUACUUUCAUUAAUUUUGAUGCAGAGAGAAAUUAAGUGUGAUUUUAAUGUUUUGUUUUGAAGAUGAGGGAAAAAUGGUUGCUGUGAGGUGAGCUGAGUUUGCUACAUGUGUAAAGACUGAGCAGAAUGGAGAACUGCUAUUAGGAGAACACGGCCAACAUGUUUUAAGUAUGUAUGUUGCCUUUUAAAAUGAGAAGAAAAUGAGUAAAGUGGUAGCCAGGGGAACCUAGCAAGUGUUAUGAAAUGAAUAGGAAGAAGCAAAUGUGGAGUGUGAUGACCAAGUAAACCUAGCAAGUGUUAUGAAAUGAAUAGGAGGAAGCAAAUGUGGAGUGUGAUGACUUAAGAAAACCUAGCAAGUCUUAUGAAAUGAAUUAGAAGAAGCAAAUACAGUGUGUCAUAGCCAAGAAAACCUAGCAAGUGUUGUGAAGUGAGUAGAAAGAAGCAAAUGUGGAGCGUGGUGAAACGGAAUGAAGCGGAAGGAGUAAAUGAGGAAUAUGGUGGCCAAGAAACCUAGCAAGUGUUUUGAAAUGAAUACCGUAGGAAGUGGAAAGACCAGUUGUGGAGUGUGAUGAUCAAGAAAACCUAACCUAAGAAAAUGUUUAUACGUAGACUGAAAAGAGUGAGUUGCCAUAAAUGUUGUUGAGAUGAGGAUAAAUUGUGAAGGCAAGGAGAGAGCAUUGUACAACCUUUGCAUCAUAACCAUCAUCAGCAUUCACCAGUCUUCUGCAGAACAAUUCCCUUUCCCAACAUUGUCCACCUGUCUCUUUCUGAUGUUAGUGUACUCCAUUCUGCUCAGGCAUAUGCUCUAAUUUCAUCUCUACUUAGCCCUCUGUCUGCCCUGACUUCUAAAAUCUCUGGGUUGCCACUGUGUUACUUUGGUUGUCCAUCGUUUAGAAUAUGACCUGAACAAGUCCUUCUGCUAUUCUUAUUGAGCAUUAAGAUAUCUUCAACCUACGUCAUCUAAUACAUGAUACCGCACUCACUUUGUCACCAUGUUAUGCCCAGCAUUCUCCUUUAUAUUUUUCUCUACAUUUCUCAGUAUGUUUUCCUUUAUGUGCAAGUUUUGGGAUUUUAUUGCUUCUCUUAUGGAGUUUAGUUGUCAUGCUGUCUAUAUCAUGUAUCUUUCAACACCUUUACAUUCAUCCAUGGCCUGUCCCCUAAGUACCUGCAUGACCGAUGAAGUUCCGAGUCAAAUGCAUGUUCAUUAUCUUUGAAAGCCAUGGAGUCUAUUGUACUCGGCUGAUUUUUCGACAGCUUGGUUAAUAAUGGAGAUUUUGUCAGGUGUUCUGUAUCCACCAUGAAAUCCAGCUUGUUCUCUUAGCUGGUUUGAGUCAGGUGUUGCACUUACUUGGUUUGUGAUGGUCCCAGUGAAAAGUUUGUAAGUUAAAGAGAGAAGACAAAUUGGUCAGUAGUUCUUUGUCUUUUCCACCACCUUUUUUUUUGUGAAUUAAUAUAACGGUGGCAAUUACCCGGUGAGUGAUAAUUUCUUGUUCAUUGAUAUUUUCUCAAGUUUACUGAGAGAAUUUCUUUUCAUUGCAUUAUUUUGAAUUGCUAAUUUUCAUAUAAUUCAGUGAAAGUCCUUGUUUGUGUUGUGUUAUUAUUUAUCACUGCAUUCCUCUUCAUAACUUAAUGCUAGUCAUACUUAGCCAGUGAUAGGAGCUGUGUAUGCCUCGUUAAUAACAUGUAAAUGAUUGUCAAUAGUGAGGUUAAGAUGACUAUUCAGCUCAUGGAGGUAGAAUUGGUGGAGUUGACAUGGCCCACUAAUCGCAUUCAUUGAGGUGAAGCCGACGAACUGUCAAAUUUACCUCCAAAAGACGGGGGUGGGCGAGCCUGGCCGAACCCAUUAAGAGGGAGCCUGACCUGACAACACCUGACACCUGGCCGUAAAAAUGACACCUCGGGUGGAUUCACUUAAUUGGGCUGAUGUUGACUCCACCAAUUCUACCUCCAUGAUUCAGCUUGAUACUUACAUUUUACAUUAUUAAUCCCUUUAAAGACUUGGCUCAGUCCCCAAAGUCACUAAUGAGAAGAGGGAAGAGUAUAAAGGCUGAGGUGUUUGAUGGCAUAUAAUGUUUCACAGUGGCAUUAAGAAGGAAGGAUGUAUCGGUUAAUUGUGAACUCAUAGCAUAGAUUAUUUAUUUUCAACCUGCCAAGCAUUUCCAAAGAAGUUGAAAGAAUAUAAGUGCUUGGGUGAUGAUUAGACUAAGUUUGUUGCUUGAGAAAUUCAGAAUAGGCUCAUACACUCCCUUUUUUUAUUUCAUUCCCUUUGUCAUAAUUCUUUACUUUUUUCCUUGCCUUCCCCUCCAUUUCAUCACCACCUCUUUAAGAAAUGUUUGAUAGAUGACUGAAGGAAAGGUUUUACACUUUUUCCUUCUUUUCACCUCAUCGUGUUUUUCUUCACUUUUUCCUUUUCAUCACCUUCUCUUCCUCACUUCCUUCGUUGAAUUGAUAGUAUGUUUGAGAAGCAAGCAUUUUCAGUUUAUUUAUUUUAGGUAUACAAAGUGAAGCUGUCUUUAUAUUUAUUCAGCUGAUGGAACUUGGACAUAAUACCUACUUAAGAUGAUGUUUGAAUGAGAAAAAUGUGAUAUAUGAAUGCAGGAAGUCAGGUUGCUGAGUUGGCCAACCAUUAAGCUGAAAGCAUGGUGUGUUUAUAAGAUAUGUAUGUGAUGUGAUGCUGUUUUGUUCACAUUUAUUCAGGUGAUAUAAAUGGAGAUUCUCAAAAUCCAGUUUGAAGAAAAGAAAAUUGAAGGAAGCAAGGUUGGCGCGAAUUGGUCAAGGGUUGUACGCGAUGAACAUUACUUGUCAGAGAUGUGAAAGUGUUUUGUUGGUAUUUAUUCAAGUGAUAAAAAUGGAUAUACCUAUUUGAAAAGCUGUCAGAAUUAAAGAGAAUUGAAGGAAGUGAGGCUGGUGAGAGUUAGUCAUGGAUUGUAAUUGAAGAAUGCUGCUUGUUAGUUCAUUACCAGUGUGUUCAUGAUGUGAGGCUGUCUUGUCCAUAUUUACUGUCAAUGAAAACAAGAAAACAAUGGAAAUUAGUCCCUGAAGAACAAAUGCUUGGGUUUUAAUUUACGAUGCAAAGUAUGCAUUUCAAUGUAUGUGGAAAGUUUACUUUUUUUUUUUCAAUUUUUAUUAAACUUUCACCUCAGUUAUGUGGAUAUAUAAACAAAAUGCUCUGUACCAUUUGAUGUGUACAACUUCAUUUUGUUUUGUAUUGUGUUGCAGCUGUGCAUUGUCAUUAUCCUCAUCUUUUCAGCUGUUACUAAUCCACUGCAAGACAGACCAUUUCCAUCCUCCUCCACCUGUGAUGUUUGUGUUCACAGUCCUAUUCUGGCAAAUGCUCUAGUUUCUCUCCACCUGGUCUUGUCUGCUCUUACCGCUACAAUUUCUGUGUAGCCGUUCUGUUACUUUAGUUGUCCACCUGUUAUCACUUCAACACAAAAUAUGACCUGCCCAACUCCUUGCCUUACUCUUAAAUAAUCUGUAGUAUAUCUUCAACUUUUUUUCUAUUUUCUAAUCCAUGAUGCACACUUCUUAUCUCCAUAUCAUACCCAGCAUUUUUCUCUCCAUUCCCCUUUGUAUGCUUAACUCUCUCUAAGGGCUGUAUUACAAGUUGAAUCUCAAAAGUUUCGGGUCCCUACAGAAUUUGGUUUAGGGGCCGUGUUACAAGUUGAAUCUCAGAAGUUUCAGGUCCCUACAGAGUUAUUCAUCCCGAACUCUGUAGGAACCCAAAACUUCUCAUAUUCAACUUGUAAUAUGGCCCUAAAUGUUUCGUGGGGUUCCAAGUUUCUAAAUCCUGUAUUAGGAUUGGAAGGAUACACUGACUCUUCAGGCCGAGUGGCUGGCAGCUAUUCAUGAUAUUACUGUGGAUCAAGUUCUCCAUACCAUUCUUAUUUUCUUCUUGAUUUAUUUUUCUUUGGCUGGGUUUGCAGUAAUGUUGCAAAAACUCCUUACUAACACUUGCAUCAUUUGAUAAGUUUCUGGGUCUGAACGUGAUAGAUAUUUUACAAUUUCUGUAAGACGACCGAUUUUUGCUUUAAUUAUAUGGCAGGACAGGGCUGUUCAUUUCCUCAGUGCUGUGUGGGAAAUGUCUUGAACUACAUUAGGUUCAGUUGAAGUUUUCUGAAUAUGAACAUGGAGUACAUAAGGUGUGUCGUGUCUCUUGUGUGAUGGUGUCCUGUAAAGUGUGGCGAGGCAGAGCUGCAUAGUCAUCAAACUCUGUGUCGAUAAAGGAAAGGCGAUACUAUUCUUUUUCUUGAAAAAUAUAACAAUUUUUGUGUACAUAGUUACUCUGAUGGAAUAUAGGAGAUUUAUUUAUCAUAAUAAACUAUUUCAUUUGU